AUGUUUCUCGCCGUCACCAUCCUGCUUCUGUCCCUUGCAUUUCUGGCGUACAAAUACCCUGAAAUGCUUCGAGGCUUUCUUCCGUCGUGGUUCGCGCCUGGGCAGCAGAAUGGCGACGCCGACCAGGUCUCGGGAAAAGGGGAAGAACCGAGUAGUCCAGAGAUCAAACUGGACGAACCCGAUGGCGAAACUACACCGAAGGCAAAGCCAGUCAAACCUUCAGACGAAGUACCCUCUUUCAUCCUGAGUGACGACGAAGCCAAGAAGGACGAAUCAUCAAGUCCUCCAUCUCCGCCAGUCCCAUCAUUCCCAGCGGCGAACAGCGCCCAACGCGCCUCAGCAAUGCCUCCGCCACCGAGACCGACCGCCAAGAGCACCUCCGGCCUAAUGCCACCACCACCACGCCCAACCCCCAGCCUGCGACCAAACCCAACCACAUCCCUCCGCAUCCCCACAACCGGCCCCCUCCCCAACCGCGGCCCCCCACCCAACAGCCAACAGCGCGUCAGCAGCAGCCUCUCCCCCAACACCACCAUCAAAACCCCCUCCACCCGCGGCAAAGUCCUCCUCUCCCCAGGCCACUCCCCCAUGGACUGGGCGGCCCUGACCAAAACCGGCAACCUCAGCGGCGUGUCCACCUUCCAACGCGUCACGCCCUCCCACCUCAAAACCAUGACCGGCCGCAAGGGCAAACCGGCGUGGAGCAGUUGGCAGGGCAAGGUCUACAAUAUCACGCCUUAUUUGCCUUUUCAUCCUGGCGGGGAGGCGGAGUUGAUGAAGGCUGCCGGCAGGGAUGGGACGAAGUUGUUUAUGGAUGUGCAUCCUUGGGUGAAUUGGGAGAAUAUGUUGGAGGCGUGUUUGGUGGGGGUUUUGGUGCCGGAGGAUUAUGGGGUGGGUGCUGGUGGGGAAUCGAGUUUGGAGGAUAUGGAUUGA
Molecule: messenger RNA, 933 nt
Organism: Zasmidium cellare ATCC 36951
Lineage: Eukaryota; Fungi; Ascomycota; Dothideomycetes; Mycosphaerellales; Mycosphaerellaceae
Exons: 1
Coding region: 1-933 (310 amino acids)
Molecular function (GO): heme binding
Source: RefSeq, a predicted model, not a curated record